UAGUUCAUGUGAAACUAGAGAAAGAAAAAAGAAGGCAUAAAUAUAUAGUUAGUGGGGAAGAAUGGUGAAAGAAGCAGUUGAAAAAGAAACUCUACGAUGCUGCAUCAAAAGGGGAUGUAGCAACACUUGAACAACUGCUUCAAGAAAAUCCAUAUCUUGUUCAUGAAUCCCCAUUUUCAUGUUCGAGAAAUCUGCUACACAUAGCAGCAAUGCACGGACAAGAAGCCAUCGUUGAAGAGGUGUUGAAGAUGAAUCCGCGGCUAGCUCGGAUUCCAGACUCCCAGAAAUCAUCGCCUCUCCACAUUGCAGCAGCAGAAGGGCACGUCAAGAUCGCCUCAAAGCUUCUAUCAGUAAGCUCCGGAGAUGUGCUGGUGGCGCAACGAUCAAGGCAUGAACCCGGUUCAUGUUGCCGCCAUGAACGGGCAUGUCGAGAUAUUAGAGCACCCUCCUUCGAGAGAGUUGUUUGCCUGCUAUGGAGAGGCUGCAUCGCGGGCAGACUGUGCUGCAUCUGUGCGUGAAACAUAGCAGCUUAAGGCGUUGAAGGUUUUGGUGGAGAAGUUGGGAGAGCUUGUGUGUGCAAAGGAUGAUGAUGGCGAGACACUCUUGCAUUUGGCUGUGAGGAGCAAUCAGCUUCAGGGACAAGUAAGCAUUGUGGAAGAGUUGUUGAAGAUGAAUCUGCGGCUAGCUCGGAUCUCAGACUCCCAAAAACUGUCGCCUCUUCACAUCGCAGUAGAAGAAGGGAAGCUCGAGAUCGCCAAGAGAUUGUUACCAGUAGCCCCAGAGACGUGCUGGUGGCGAGACGGCCAUGAUAUGAACCCUGUUCAUGUUGCGGCCAUGGAUGGGAAUGUCGAGAUCUUGGAGGAACUGCUUCGACUCGAUUUGUAUCCUGCGAUGGAGAGAGUGCGUCGCGGGCAAACUGUGCUGCAUCUGUGUGUGAAACAUCGUCAGCUUAGAGCAUUGGAGGUUUUAGUGCCGAAGUUGGGGGAACUUGUUUGUGCAAAGGAUGAUGAUGGCGAGACAAUACUGCAUUUGGCUGUGAGGUGCAAUCAACUUGAGAUGAUAAGAUACUUGGUGCAAAGAACUAAACUAGACAAGGAGAUGACGAAUUCGAUGGGCAAAACAGCGUUGGAUAUCUUGAAGGAGAGCCCUCAAGACCCAAGAACCUAUCCAGAAACAAAAAAGAUCUUGAAUAGUUUGUCAAAUCGUUCAAAAUUGCUGGGGAUCCUCCCAAAGAUGACCGACAUCACAAUGGUGGUGGCGGUCCUGAUCGCCACCAUGGCGUUUCAGUCCGUCCUCCAGCCCCCCGGCGGCGUGUGGCAGGACGACACACGAUCGCACAAAGCCGGCGAAGCUGUGAUGGCAUCUACGCAUCCCAAUAUGUAUAAGAUAUUCGUCGAUGCCAACACCACGGCUUUCGUUUCAUCUCUCAUCACAAUCAUGCUCGUCACCACCCCUGCCGCUGGAGCACAUCUUUUUUCUGGCGGUGGCCACGACGGCGAUGUGGUUGUCGCUGACGUCGCUCGCGGUGGGCUAUGGGGCUUCAUUGAUCAUGACCACUCCUAACGAAGAGCAAACGAUUGGGUAUAUUGUGGCGGCGGUGGUGUGUGUUUUCCUCAGCUUCAUUCUGUUGCUAGUUCUCUACGUUUCUGUCAAGGGCUUGCAAUCCUCGUGGAGGAGAAAAUCUCGUUAUGAAUAUAAACGUCUGCGACAUCUCAUUGGAGUGUAGUUGCAGAGGAAGGAGAGGUAUUAUAUUUGCUUGAAUAAUCGCGGGAAGCAUAUGCGCGAGAGAUGUUCGAUCAAAGGUCUCUGUGACUUUACGCCAAUAAAUUAUGAUUGUUUGUAGUCUUCAUAUUUUAGAUUAUAUUAGCACAUUUGCACCCGUAAAAUGUACGGGGAAUAUUGUUAUAUUUUUUUAUUUUGAAAUAUAAUCAAUACCCAUUUUUAUG
Salvia miltiorrhiza (redroot sage) is the source of this 1946-nucleotide messenger RNA. RefSeq names its product ankyrin repeat-containing protein At5g02620-like. The transcript has 3 exons. Gene Ontology annotation, molecular function: protein phosphatase 1 binding; protein phosphatase regulator activity. Lineage: Eukaryota; Viridiplantae; Streptophyta; Magnoliopsida; Lamiales; Lamiaceae. Gene Ontology annotation, cellular component: plasma membrane. Bases 670 to 1563 code for a protein of 297 amino acids. The record is from RefSeq and is a predicted model, not a curated record.